ACGUGAAAUUGUAUUUUUAAUGCGUUGUGGUUACUUAUUUCUCCCUUAGCCAACGGCCUCGAAGCAGUCGUCCAUUGGAUUAACCGCCAAAUGAAGCCGCCAAAUGUUGACAGUGACGUUCGGAUGGAUGGCGAGAACGACAAUGCUAUAGCCUACGCUGCUUGUGCAAAUCAUCACCAUUUUCAAAUACAACCUCGUCUUCCAAAUUUGAAUCGAUUUAAUUAAUCUGUCCGUACUCGUCUCGCGGAACAACCACCGCUCACUUGUUAAAAUUAAAAGAUGGGGAAGAAGAAAGUGAUGUUGCCCGCGAGUGAGGUUGACUUGUCCACAGUGAAAUAUCAGUAUGAGAAAAUUGAAGCGCCACAUUUGACUGGAUUCAGGCUCAAGUUGUUUGUAAAGUUACUUGAAGCACCGUUGGUUGGCUCUUUGAUAAUAUCUAACUUGAAGAAGGAGAAUAAAAUGGUUGAGAUAUUGAAGAAUACUGUGAUACCAGAGUCUCCCAUGUUUAAACCUGAGUUUCCUCCUCAAGAACCAGAGACUGGCGUUGUUCUGUUGGAAGAAGGUGGAAAUCCUAUAGAGAGAGUUGAACUUGCCUUGAAGUGCCUUCCAGAUUAUGACCCUGCUAACAAUUGGAAUUCCGAUACUUAUGCAUCUUUCCGCUAUUGGAAGAUUCGUGAUUAUGCAUAUGCUUACAGAUCUAAGCUCACCACCCCAUCUAUAGUCGCAGAGCGCUUCAUCUCAGCAAUUGAAGUUUUCAACAAUAAGAUGCCCCCGGCACCACUGCUGAUUUCUUACGACCCUGAGCAUAUAAGAAAGCAAGCUGCGGUUUCCACACAAAGGUUUGAAGAAGGAAAACCAUUAUCAAUCUUGGAUGGGAUUUUUGUGGCAAUUAAGGAUGAUAUCGAUUGCUAUCCUCAUCCCUCAAAUGGUGGAACAACCUUCUUUCACAAGAUUCGCUCUGUUGAGGAAGAUGCAGUUUCUGUGUCAAGAUUACGUAGUUGUGGUGUGAUCUUAGCUGGAAAGGCAAAUAUGCAUGAAUUGGGACUAGGAACGACAGGAAAUAAUCCAAAUUAUGGGUAUGUUAUGCAUAGCAACUACUUCACUAGUGAUAAAUCACAUCCUUACUGCAGAGUAGUAAAGGAAAAGAAAGAAGAAAGAAGAGAGAACCGGAGAUCUUAUUUACCACCCCCAGUACUAAUAAUCAAAGGACAUGAAAAUUAUGCUUAUCUCAUCCCUGAGUUUCUCCAGAAACGUAGUCUCACUCUCCCGCAAAAUGUCAUUCAAAAGUUUAUGGUUAUAUUGUUUCUCUUCAUGAUGCUAUGUGUUUGUCAUAUAAUAACGCUGUUUUUCAGAUCUCUAUGUGACUCAGGGACUGUAGAGAUUAUUGGAGCUAUAACAUCUACUGUUGAGGAUGCAAUCCUUGUGUAUGCAGCAAUUUUGGGAUCCUCAAUUGAUGAUACAACCGCUUUGAAACCAUCACUCCCUUGUCUGCCCGAUUUAUCUUCACAUGACAGUUCAAGUACUCUGGAAUCAAUUCGAUUAGGGAGGUACACAGAGUGGUUUAAUGAUGUAUUCUCAACUGAUAUCUCUGAGAAGUGUGAGGAUGUUCUCAAUCAUUUAUCAGAAACAUAUGGGUGCAAAACAGUGGAGAUUGUUAUACCAGAGCUUCGUGAGAUGCGCACGGCUCACCUAGUUUCAAUUGGUUCUGAACCGCUAUCUGGACUGAAUCCUGAAGUUGAAGAUGGGUAAGAUCAUUUUACCUUUGGGAUUUAUCAGUAUGCAAGACAGCUUUAAGAAUGCAUGCUCAGAAA
This is a messenger RNA of Olea europaea var. sylvestris, 1811 nucleotides long. RefSeq names its product fatty acid amide hydrolase-like. Gene Ontology annotation, cellular component: membrane. Gene Ontology annotation, biological process: N-acylethanolamine metabolic process. The transcript is spliced from 17 exons. The record is from RefSeq and is a predicted model, not a curated record. Lineage: Eukaryota; Viridiplantae; Streptophyta; Magnoliopsida; Lamiales; Oleaceae. Gene Ontology annotation, molecular function: N-(long-chain-acyl)ethanolamine deacylase activity. Bases 280 to 1749 code for a protein of 489 amino acids.